Molecule: messenger RNA, 486 nt
Organism: Saccharomyces eubayanus
Lineage: Eukaryota; Fungi; Ascomycota; Saccharomycetes; Saccharomycetales; Saccharomycetaceae
Gene: RPC17
Product: DNA-directed RNA polymerase III subunit RPC17
Exons: 1
Coding region: 1-486 (161 amino acids)
Biological process (GO): transcription initiation at RNA polymerase III promoter
Cellular component (GO): RNA polymerase III complex
Molecular function (GO): nucleotide binding
Source: RefSeq, a predicted model, not a curated record
AUGAAAGUUCUCGAAGAAAGAAACGCAUUUCUAAGUGACUAUGAAGUUUUGAAAUUUUUAACAGAUUUAGAGAAGAAGCAUCUUUGGGAUCAGAACAGCCAGGUUGCCCUUAAGAAAAACCGCUCAAGGGGUAAAGAAAAGAGGCCGUACAAUCACCCUGAAUUGCAAGGUAUUACACGUGGUGUAGUCAAUUUUCUGAACAUAAACAAAAAUUACAUCAACCAAGAAGACGAGAAUGAAGAUCAGGAAAACAAUGGAGCAAAAGACGCUGAGAAAUCACCCAUAAGCAAAAUGAGCGAUGAAAGUUUUGGAGAAUUAAUGGGCAGAUUAAAUUCCUUCAAAUUGUUUAAAGCAGAGAAAUUACAAAUUGUCAAUCAACUUCCCGCGAAUAUGGUCCAUUUUUACUCCAUAGUUGAAGAGUGUGAUUCAAGAUUUGAUGAAAAGACAAUUGAGGAAAUGCUAGAGAUAAUUUCUGGCUACUCAUAA